AUGGGAAUUGGCACAUCAUUUAUUCUCCGGUUAACCAUAUCUAAAGAUGUAAAUGGCACUGCUUUUCUUGUAUUCAUGGGGGUGGCACUUUCUAUAACUGCCUUCCCUGUCCUGGCACGCAUUCUGGCUGAGCUGAAGCUCUUAACAACCGAUGUUGGCAGAAUGGCAAUGUCAGCUGCAGCAGUAAAUGAUGUGGCCGCAUGGAUUCUUCUUGCUCUUGCCAUUUCACUGUCUGGAUCUAAAACUUCUCCCAUUAUUUCGUUUUGGGUUUUCUUGUCUGGGUGUAUUUUUGUCAUUUGUUCAAUUCUAAUCAUGCCCUCAAUUUUCAAAUGGAUGACUAAGCGGUGCCAAGGUGGAGAGCCAGUUGAAGAGAUGUAUGUAUGUGCUACAUUAGCUGCGGUUCUAGCUGCUGGGUUUGUAACUGAUGCUAUUGGAAUUCAUGCCAUGUUUGGUGCUUUUGUUAUUGGAGUUCUGGUGCCAAAGGAAGGGCCAUUUGCAGGUGCUCUUGUGGAAAAAGUUGAAGAUCUUGUAUCUGGACUCUUCCUCCCAUUGUACUUUGUCUCAAGUGGACUCAAGACUAAUGUAGCAACAAUUCAAGGGUUCCAAUCUUGGGGCCUUCUGGUUUUGGUUAUUUUCACAGCGUGUUUUGGGAAGAUUUUUGGCACUUUCGUAGUGUCCCUUUUAUGCAAAGUGCCUCUCCGGGAGUCUCUUGCAAUGGCAUUCCUAAUGAACACCAAAGGCCUGGUGGAACUCAUCGUUCUCAAUAUUGGUAAAGAUAGAAAGGUUUUGAAUGACCAGACAUUUUCCAUUAUGGUUCUAAUGGCUCUGUUUACAACAUUCAUCACCACACCACUUGUUACAGCUGUAUACAAGCCAGCACGAAGGGUAAAAAGGGCUGACUACAAGUAUAGGACAGUUGAAAGGAGAAGUUCAACUACUGAACUUCGGAUUUUGGCCUGUUUCCAUGGUUCGAGAAACAUUUCAUCGAUAAUAAAUCUGCUUGAAGUGUCACGAGGUGUUCAGAAGGCUGAAGGGCUUUGUGUAUAUGCAAUGCACCUUAUGGAGCUGUCUGAGAGGUCAUCAGCCAUAUUAAUGGUCCACAAGGCAAGGAAAAAUGGGUUGCCCUUUUGGAACCGGGGCCAGUGGUCAGGUUCUAAUCUUGUUGUUGUGGCAUUUGAUGCUUACCAGCAAUUGAGUCGUGUUUCUGUCCGGCCAAUGACUGCAAUCUCUUCAAUGUCUGACAUGCAUGAGGACAUUUGUGCCACUGCUGAGAGGAAGAGAGCUGCAAUCAUCAUUCUUCCAUUCCAUAAACACCAGAGGUUGGAUGGCUCACUCGAGACUACUCGAACUGACUUCCAAUUGGUUAACAGGAGAAUUCUUGGGCAUGCACCGUGCUCAGUUGGAAUUCUAGUUGACCGUGGGCUUGGUGGAACUACCCAGGUAUCUGCAAGUAAUGUUUCUUAUGUUAUCACAGUCCUCUUCUUUGGAGGCCGUGAUGAUCGUGAAGCCCUUGCUUAUGGAGCUCGAAUGGCUGAACACCCUGGUGUCAGUUUAAAGGUUAUUCGCUUCUUAGUGAGACCUGAAACUCUAGGAGAGACAGCCAGAGUUGAUAUGGACGAUGGUUCUAGCACCGAAUUGGGAUCAUUGGAUGAAGAUUUCCUGUCAGAGUUCAAGUUGAAAAUAUCCAAGGAUGACUCUGUGAAAUUUGAAGAGAAAUUUGUUGGAAAUGCUGCAGAAACUAUCAAUGCAAUCCAUGAGGUGCGCCACUGCAAUCUUUUCCUGGUAGGUCGAUUGCCUGAUGGUGAAAUAACUUUAGCUUUAAGCAGUAGUAGUGACUGUCCAGAACUGGGGCCUGUUGGGGGGCUGUUGGCCUCUUCUGAUAUCUCAACAACAGCAUCAGUUUUGGUGGUUCAACAGUACAAUAGCCUAGUAUCUUUGGAUUUAGCUUUGCAGAUUGGGGAUGAGAUUUCUGGAAAAGAUUCAGAAUCUAAAUGA
Dovyalis caffra is the source of this 1995-nucleotide messenger RNA. NCBI's taxonomy places the organism in Eukaryota, Viridiplantae, Streptophyta, Magnoliopsida, Malpighiales, Salicaceae. The record is from the annotation of a GenBank genome assembly.